Capsella rubella is the source of this 541-nucleotide messenger RNA. RefSeq lists its product as uncharacterized. The record is from RefSeq and is a predicted model, not a curated record. The transcript has 2 exons. NCBI's taxonomy places the organism in Eukaryota, Viridiplantae, Streptophyta, Magnoliopsida, Brassicales, Brassicaceae. The coding region runs from base 134 to 364 and encodes 76 amino acids.
CGAAGAAGAAGGUUUCAUAACCCUUUGAUUUUGGCUUUAAUCAGAUCGACGACACUUUCCUCUGCCAUCACCGGAGCUCUGAGACUUCAACAACUCCACAUCAGUUUCAAGCUUUACUUGCAGUUGUUGGACAAUGAAGAAAGGAUUGCACCCACAGAUGCAAUGGAUCUCUUAUGUAACACAGAGUGGUAGAUUGAUGCAUGUGAUGAUGACGCGAAUCCACCAUGUUGGCAAAGUCUAUCACUUUGGAGCUAAGCGUCAAAUGGCUCAAAGCAUUGGUCAGAUUGCCAAGUUCAAGCGUAGGUUUAAUGAGCAAGAGGCAGAAGCAGCCGAAGAGACCAACAAGGAGAAUCAGAAGAAGUAGCUGUAGUACAACUCUUUUAUCCCCUCCCCUUACCUUUUCUCAAAAACCAAUCGGGAAAAGCUUUAGAUUAUUCAUUUACCUAAGGCAACUAUGAAUCUUGUUAUGGUUCGAGUGAUUCAUUUUCACAGUUCUUAACUCUCUUUGUUUCGUCAAUAAUGAACUUAUCUUGUUCCCUUC